CGAAUUUUCGUAUUUGAUUUUGUACUUGCCCUUAUUUCUAUGUGCUCGUAAAGCGUUUGAUUAAAUGCCUCAAUCAAUGUCGUGUUUUCUGAAGUUUACAAGUGAUAAUAAAUAUUGCUACUUUCACUGGCUCUUCAAUGCGGAUCUUGCAAUUCCGGCAUUUUCAGAAUGCUCAGUUGAUGAACUCGUUCCAUUUUCUUCCAACACUGUAGGGGUCCCUAUCGUAUCACAUUUAGCAGGGUUAACAAAGGAAUCCGCUACAUGCAGAAGCAAGGGAAUGCGGACCUCUAAGCUUUAAUGCUCUGGAAACUUGCCAAUUUGGUGGAUUGAUUCGGCAUUGAACAUGUUGAAGAUAGCAAUUCUUCUGAUAUAGUUGAACUUAGGUUUUCUCGUUAUGAGUAAAUUAGUGGCUUGCUUUCUUGAGUUUUAUGUGCGAAUUUUUCUUGUUCAUGUCAGUUUAUUUAUUUAUUUUUUUAUAUUUGAAACAGUACAAUAUUUUCUGGUAGUUUGCAAUUUUCUAGUGUGUUUCGCUUUCAAUUGCUCUUUUUUUUUAUGUUCUGUGGAAAGCUGAUUGCUGACUGUGGAUUUUUGACAUAGAUGAGCACCAAAACACAUGGGGUCAUCAAAAAGUUUUCUAUGGAACUGCACUAAAAAAUUUGUCACACCUGCUGUCAUGGCUGUGACUGCGUUUGAUUCUUUUGCCACAGUUGUUCCUGUUCGAGGUGCCUCUAUGUCUCCCACAUUAAAUCCUAAAACUGGUUCUCUGAUGGGAAAUGUUUUUGGUAUUUUUCUUGCUGAAGGAGUUCAUAAUAAAAUAUUACUUUUACAAUUGCAGAUUUUGUUGCAAUUUUGCCUUUUGGACUAUAAAUUUUCAAAUGGCGAUGUGGUAGUCUUCCGCUCCCCAACGAAUCACAAGGAGACACACAUAAAAACAAUAGCUGCAUUACCUGGUGAAUGGUAUGGCACUCAUCAUAACAACGAUGUGAUUAAGAUCCCAUCAGGACAUUGUUGGGUUGAGGGAGACAACUCAGCCUCUAGCAUUGAUUCAAAGUCAUUUGGACCGAUUCCUUUGGCCCUAAUUCGGGGAAGGGUUACCCAUGUUGUGUGGCCUCCUCAAAGAAUAGGAAGUGUCAAGAGUACUCCACAACAAAGAUUAUCUUCUGUAUUGGAAUAAGGCUAUUUUCGUUUUUCUAUAAUCGGAUCCCACCUCUAUUGUUUAGUGUCCUCAAAUAAUAGGUCUGAAAAAACUACUCAGAAGAAUCUGACGUGGUUCCCUUGGAUGGGACAAUGAUUACUUAGCAAGGUACAAAUUAGAUGAAUAAUCUCUGAAGUGUUCUUCUAAGCAGAAAAAGGUGAAACACUUAUCAUUAUGGACAAUAGUCCAACUGUGAUUUCCGCACUCAUUUGAGAUAUGCAGAACUGCUGGUAGAUAUGUUAGUUAUUUUUAUUAUGAAAUCAUAACAAGUUUUGGUUUGGAAAAGUCAGUUUUAA
Vigna umbellata (rice bean) is the source of this 1491-nucleotide messenger RNA. NCBI's taxonomy places the organism in Eukaryota, Viridiplantae, Streptophyta, Magnoliopsida, Fabales, Fabaceae. The record is from RefSeq and is a predicted model, not a curated record.